AGGAACAGAGGAACAGUUGGAUCAGAGGAACGGAGGAACAGUAGGAACAGUAGGAACACAGGAACAGUAGGAACAGUGAAAACAGAGGAACAGUACAGUAGGAACAGAGCAACAGUAGGAACAGAGCAACAGUAGGAUCAGAGGAACAGUAGGAACAGUAGGAGCAGUAGGAACAGAGGAACAUUAGGAACAGUAGGAACAGUAGGAACGUAGGAACAGUAGGAACAGUAGGAACAGUAGGAACAGUAGGAACGUAGGAACAGAGGAACAGUAGGAACAGAGGAACAGUAGGAACAGAGGAACAGUAGGAACAGUAGGAACAGUAGGAACAGAGGAACAGUAUAGGAACAGUAGGAACAGUAGGAACAGUAGGGAGACUAGGAACAGAGAAACAGUAGGAACAGAGGAACAUUAGGAACAGUAGGAACAGAGGAACAGUAGGAACGGUACGAACGGAGGAACAGUAGUAACAGAGGAACAGUAGGAACAGUAGGAACAGUAGGAACAGUAGGAACGUAGGAACAGUAGGAACAGUAGGGAGAGUAGGAACAGCGGAACAGUAGGAACAGUAGGAACGUAGGAACAGUAGGAACAGUAGGAACAGAGGAACAGUAGGAACAGAGGAACAGUUGGAUCAGAGGAACGGAGGAACAGUAGGAACAGUAGGAACGUAGGAACAGUAGGAACAGUAGGAGCAGUAAGAUCAGAGGAACAGUAGGAACAGUAGGAACAGUAGGAACGUAGGAACAGUAGGAACAGUAGGAACAGUAGGAACGGAGCAACAGUAGGAACAGUAGGAACAGUAGGAACAGAGCAACAGUAGGAACAGAGGAACAGUAGGAACAGUGAAAACAGAGGAACAGUAGGAACAGAGCAACAGUAGGAUCAGAGGAACAGUAGGAACAGUAGGAGCAGUAAGAUCAGAGGAACAGUAGGAACAGUAGGAACAGUAGGAACGUAGGAACAGUAGGAACAGUAGGAACAGUAGGAACAGUAAGAUCAGAGGAACAGUAGGAACAGUAGGAACAGUAGGAACAGUAGGAACAGUAGGGAGAGUAGGAACAGAGGAACAGUAGGAACGGAGGAACAGUAGGAACAGAGGAACAGUAGGAACAGUGAAAACAGAGGAACAGUACAGUAGGAACAGAGCAACAGUAGGAACAGAGCAACAGUAGGAUCAGAGGAACAGUAGGAACAGUAGGAGCAGUAGGAACAGAGGAACAUUAGGAACAGUAGGAACAGUAGGAACGUAGGAACAGUAGGAACAGUAGGAACAGUAGGAACAGUAGGAACGUAGGAACAGAGGAACAGUAGGAACAGAGGAACAGUAGGAACAGAGGAACAGUAGGAACAGUAGGAACAGUAGGAACAGAGGAACAGUAUAGGAACAGUAGGAACAGUAGGAACAGUAGGGAGACUAGGAACAGAGAAACAGUAGGAACAGAGGAACAUUAGGAACAGUAGGAACAGAGGAACAGUAGGAACGGUACGAACGGAGGAACAGUAGUAACAGAGGAACAGUAGGAACAGUAGGAACAGUAGGAACAGUAGGAACGUAGGAACAGUAGGAACAGUAGGGAGAGUAGGAACAGCGGAACAGUAGGAACAGUAGGAACAGUAGGAACGUAGGAACAGUAGGAACAGUAGGAACAGAGGAACAGUAGGAACAGAGGAACAGUUGGAUCAGAGGAACGGAGGAACAGUAGGAACAGUAGGAACGUAGGAACAGUAGGAACAGUAGGAGCAGUAAGAUCAGAGGAACAGUAGGAACAGUAGGAACAGUAGGAACGUAGGAACAGUAGGAACAGUAGGAACGGAGCAACAGUAGGAACAGUAGGAACAGUAGGAACAGAGCAACAGUAGGAACAGAGGAACAGUAGGAACAGUGAAAACAGAGGAACAGUAGGAACAGAGCAACAGUAGGAUCAGAGGAACAGUAGGAACAGUAGGAGCAGUAAGAUCAGAGGAACAGUAGGAACAGUAGGAACAGUAGGAACGUAGGAACAGUAGGAACAGUAGGAACAGUAGGAACAGUAAGAUCAGAGGAACAGUAGGAACAGUAGGAACAGUAGGAACAGUAGGAACAGUAGGGAGAGUAGGAACAGAGGAACAGUAGGAACGGAGGAACAGUAGGAACAGAGGAACAGUAGGAACAGUGGAAACAGAGGAAGAGUAUAAACAGUAGGAACAGAGGAACAGUAGAAACAGUAGGAACAGAGGAACAGAAGGAACAGAGGAACAGUAA
Molecule: messenger RNA, 2245 nt
Organism: Porites lobata
Lineage: Eukaryota; Metazoa; Cnidaria; Anthozoa; Scleractinia; Poritidae
Source: the annotation of a GenBank genome assembly